AUGGCCUCCGACAGACCUGACAAGAAGGAGAAGAAGGAGAAGAAGGAGAAGCGCAGCGAAGAUGCUGGCGUGACCAAAUCCAAGAAGGACAAGAAGGAAAAGAAGGAGAAGAAGGACAAGCUCGCUUCUGCUCUGGACGAGAAGCUCCAGCAGGAUGUCGCUGCGCAGAGCGCUGUCAAGGCCUCUGACGAGGGCUCAGAUAUGGAGGAGGACAAGACCCCUGAGGUGACCCUUGAGAGAAAGGUUGUGCCGUUUGCGGUUCCUCUUGCCGACGAGAAGGGCCAGAAGAAGAUUUGCAAGACGAUCCGAAAAGCCGCCAAGAAUGGUACUCUCAAGCGUGGUGUCAAGGAAGUCGUCAAGACCCUGCGAAAGUCCCCCGCCACCGCCCCCGGCUACACCUCAUUCCCCGGAGUCGUCAUCAUUGCCGGUGACAUUUCUCCCAUGGACGUCAUCUCACACCUGCCCGUGCUGUGCGAGGACCACAACGUGCCCUUCAUCUUCGUCACAUCGCGCGCUGAGCUGGGUGCCGCCGCCAAGACCAAGCGACCUACCAGCGUGGUCAUGAUUAUGGAGAAGGCCGAGGGAAAGAAGAAGCCCGCCAAGGAGGCUGACAAGGACGACGAGGAGGACAGCAGCGAGUCUUACAGCGAGACCUACGCUUCCUUGGUCAAGCUUGUGCAGAAGGAGGGUGGCAAGCAGGCGUUCUGGACAAAGGGUGAAUCAAAGGCGUAA
This is a messenger RNA of Trichoderma breve, 732 nucleotides long. RefSeq names its product ribosomal protein l7Ae/L30e/S12e/Gadd45 family domain-containing protein. Bases 1 to 732 code for a protein of 243 amino acids. Gene Ontology annotation, cellular component: box H/ACA snoRNP complex. The transcript has 2 exons. NCBI's taxonomy places the organism in Eukaryota, Fungi, Ascomycota, Sordariomycetes, Hypocreales, Hypocreaceae. Gene Ontology annotation, biological process: snRNA pseudouridine synthesis; ribosome biogenesis; rRNA pseudouridine synthesis. Gene Ontology annotation, molecular function: box H/ACA snoRNA binding. The record is from RefSeq and is a predicted model, not a curated record.